Messenger RNA from Portunus trituberculatus (swimming crab), 4695 nucleotides. It is a transcript of the gene Oseg6, whose product is annotated as WD repeat-containing protein 19-like. Gene Ontology annotation, cellular component: intraciliary transport particle A; cilium. The transcript has 28 exons. Lineage: Eukaryota; Metazoa; Arthropoda; Malacostraca; Decapoda; Portunidae. Gene Ontology annotation, molecular function: protein binding. Gene Ontology annotation, biological process: intraciliary retrograde transport; cilium assembly. Bases 353 to 4390 code for a protein of 1345 amino acids. The record is from RefSeq and is a predicted model, not a curated record.
CGGGGCUGGGAUAUGUUUGUAAACAUUCCAGCGCGGAAAUGUUGAGCUGUGGCUGUGGCUGGUGCUGCUUGUGGGUGUGGGUUCCGGAGUUUGGGUCCGCUGUGUGCGUGUGGCACCUGUUGUAACACUUUGUAGCAGACGUUUAUUUGUGUCCGUGAAAGUACUGUGCGUUAUUGUGAAUGGUAGUUACAGCCAUGAGACGUUAUCCUAACGAUAUUAACCGACUAGUUCAGACUUUGUCUGUUUGUAAGGAGGUUGACACUGUCCAGUGUUAUUAGAGUCUGAGUACUUACCAGAUAACAAUAUUUUCAUAAAGAUAUACAGACUCACACCAAAGCAAGAGCAGCUCAGCAUGUCAUCUUACAAGCGAGUUUUCAGCCUGGAGAGUCCUCAUGGUCCUGGAGGAGUGUUUUUCACGUGGCAAAAGGCUUCAGGUGGAUUCCUAGCCACAACAGGUUACAACCAAGUGGUUAACAUUUAUGACCGGCAUGGCAACCUACGAGAACAGAUACACUUGCCAGGCGUGUGCUCAGGUUUUGGUUGGGACAAGGAUGGUGCACUGCUCUCCAUCAUCAAUGACAGGUCUCCUCUUGUCCAUGUGUGGGAUGCCAAUUCAGGACGAGUACAGCACUUAGACUCAGGGCUACGGGACACCCUUACCUUUCUGUCCUGGUCUCGCACAGCACCUCUGCUAGCUGUGGGCACAGCUAAGGGCAAUCUUAUGAUCUACAACCACCAGACGUCUAGACGGAUUCCAGUGGUUGGGAAACACAGCAGGAAGAUUCAGAGUGGCAGUUGGUCAACAGCAAAUCUCUUGGCCUUGGGUGGAGAAGACAAGAUUCUGACUAUCAGCAACAGUGAAGGAGACACCUUACGCACAACACCUCUGCGUGGAGAGCCCUCAGACAUACAGUUCUCUGAGAUGAAACAAGACGAGAGAGCUAUGUCAGAAAACACAGUCAGUCUUAUUGUUGCUAAGAAGACAUUGUUUCUCUACAAUUUAAAUGAUCCAGAAAAUCCAAUUGAGUUAGCCUUUGAGAACAGAUACGGCACCAUUGUGACAUAUAAAUGGUAUGGGGAUGGUUACAUCCUGCUGGGUUUCUCAGCUGGUUACUUUGUGGUCAUCUCUACUCACCUGAAAGAAAUUGGACAGGAACUGUUUCAGGCUAAAAACCAUCGAGACGUUCUAAAUGACAUUGCCAUCUCUACCUCCCUGAGCAAGGCUGCCUCAUGUGGGGAUAAUUUCAUCAAGAUACAUGAAUUGACAAACCUGAAGGAAUCAUAUGCAGUUGUCACAGUGGAUGAUGAGCGCGGGUUGGACUGGCUGGAGUGGUCUGAUGAUGGGCAGCUAUUGGCUGUGGCAUCACCUACAGGAAACAUCCACGUGUAUCUCACCAAGCUACCAGUAUUGGGAGGUGCACACACCACCCGUGUAGCCUUCCUCACUUCUCUGCUUGAGGUGACAGUGACCAAUAUUAUGGAAAAGGAGAGUCCAGUUACUGUGAGUGUGGAUGUGGAACCCACCUUCCUGGGAGUGGGGCCCUAUCAUUUAGUGGUGGGCAUGAACAAUCGGGCAUGGAUCUACACUCUGGGAGAGGAUUCUGCCAUGCUGCUGCGAGACAGAGAGUAUCUUGGCACCAUCACCUCAGUCAGGGUCAAUGCUGACUAUGCCUCUGUGCUGUAUGAGGGAAAGAUACAAUUCCACCUGCUGGAAGGAGAGACUGGUGAGGAUGAAGAAAGAGAGGCCCGCCUCUUCCCUGAUCCAGACCACGCAGAUAUGCACAUCACUGACCAUGCCCUCACUGCUGACUUCCUUGUGUAUUCUACUGAUACUGGGGGAUUGUUCUUCUUCUUCAUUGAGGACUGGCAGAUGGUAGGUGACUACCGGCACACAGCAGAGAUUACCAGCAUCUAUGCUGAGCCCUCAGGUCGUCGCAUAGUGUUGGUGGACAGCAAAGGGGAGGGAUACUUGUACAACCCAGUCAAUGAUGACUUGCUGGAAGUACCACAGUUUCCAGGAUCAUGCCAUGGCUGUCUGUGGGAGAACUCACCAAGUGACCGACACAUGUUCACCUUGUUUGAUGAGAAGCAACUCUACACCUACAUCUACCACCAGGAGCACAUCAAAGGUCACCACCUGGAGUUAAUUGGAAUGACAAAGUUCCCCUCCAGCCAAGUUCCUCUACUCCUUUACAAUGGGGAGGUGACACUUCAGACAGCGUCGGGGAAGACAGUGCCAUUGAUACUUUCCUCACACGAGAUGGAGGCCAACAUUCAUGACUACUCCCAUGAACAGCUCAGAACAGCACUCAAAAAAAACAUUUCCCUCAGAAGAUUCAAGGAUGCAAGUGCUAUAUGCCAGGUGUUGAACAACAAGCAGGACUGGGAGGACUUAGGAAAAGGAUGUCUCUGGUGCCUCAACCUGGAGUUAGGUAUGCGGGUGUUCCGGCAGCUGGGUGACGUGGGAAUGGUAUGGUCCCUUCAGAGCCUCAAGGACUUGGAGGAUCCACUGCUGCUUAGUGGACACUUAGCUAUGUUUCUCAAUGAAUUUAAUUUGGCUCAGGACCUGUACCUGCGUUCAUCCUCCCCUGUGGCUGCUCUGGAGAUGCGCCGUGACCUGCUGCACUGGGACCAGGCACUUCAGCUUGCCAAGAAGCUCUCACCUGACCAAAUUCCUUUCAUCUCCAGGGAAUAUGCACAGCAGCUUGAAUUCAUAGGGGACUACCCUGGAGCCCUCACUCAUUAUGAGCGUGGUGUAGUCAAUAUAGGUGGCUCUGAGGACCAUAAUGCUGCAUGCAAGGCUGGUAUUGCACGUACAGCACUCCGAUGUGGGGACAUCAGAAGAGGUGUUAAUAUUGCUGCAGAAAUGAACAGCCGUAUGCUGAAGAGAGAAUGUGCUGAGAUCUUGGAGAGUAAAAAGCAAUACUCCGAAGCAGCAGUGCUAUAUGAAAGUGGCAACUUCCAUGAGAAAGCUUCAAGCCUUUAUAUCCGACUCAAGAACUGGAACAAAGUUGGACAGCUAUUGGUCAACAUAAAUUCUCCAAAGAUGCAUUUACAAUAUGCCAAGGCCAAAGAAUCUGAUGGCCAGUACCGGGAGGCUGCCACUUAUUAUGAGUCAGCACGGGACUAUGAGUCAGUGAUUCGUCUGUUACUGCAUAACCUCAACUCACCUGAAGAAGCUGUCAGAAUCGUACGGGAGACCAAGAGUGUAGAAGGUGCCAAGAUGGUUGCCAAGUUCUUCCAGAAACUAGGGGACUACAACUCAGCAAUACAAUUUUUGGUGCUGUCAAAAUGCAUGGACGAAGCAUUCCAGCUGGCCCGCACCCAUGGCAAGAUGGAGCUCUAUGCUGAGAUCUUGGGUUCAGACGCUACACCAGAAGACUACAAAAGUGUUGCUCUGCACUUUGAAAAUGAACGAAAUCACUUCCUUUCUGGAAAGUUUUAUUAUUUAGCUGGUGUAUAUCCAAAGGCAGUGAAGCAUCUAAUCCGUGCAGCACAGAGUACUAGUACUGAGGACUCAGAAAGCAUCCAAAUGGCCAUUGAUGUGGUUGCUGCUGCUGAUGAUGAUGGACUCACACGCCAGCUAAUUGACUUCUUGAUGGGAGAGGUUGAUGGCAUCCCAAAGGAUGCAAAAUACCUAUUCCGACUCUAUAUGGCUAAAAACCAAUAUCGUGAGGCAGCAAAAACUGCCAUCAUCAUAGCAAGAGAAGAGCAGAACUCAGGAAAUUAUCGCCAUGCCCAUGAUGUGCUGCUGGGUAUGUAUGGAGAGCUGCAGCGACAGAAACUCAAGAUUCCUGCAGACAUGAGUUCAGCUCUAUUGCUUCUUCACUCUUACACAUUGGCCAGGCUGUUGGUGCGCAAGGGGGACCAUCUCAAGGCCGCCAGGAUGCUUAUUAGAGUCUCAAAUAACAUUUCCAAGUUUCCAGCACACAUGGUCCCCAUCUUAACCUCCACUGUUAUUGAGUGCCAGCGAGCCGGACUCAAGAAUUCUUCAUUCAGUUUUGCUGCCAUGCUGAUGCGUCCUGAGACUCGUGGUCAGAUAGAUGAAAGAUACAAGAAAAAAAUUGAGGCCAUAGUGCGCAAACCACAGAAGAGUGAGGAAGAAGAAAAGAGGUCACCUUGCCCCUUCUGUUCAACAGCUAUUGAGGAGACUAGUCUUGAAUGUGCUCAGUGUCAAAGCUCCCUGCCAUACUGCAUUGCUACGGGCCAGCAUAUCUUAGCAGAUGACAUAACCAUCUGUCCCUCCUGCAAGUUUCCAGCUAUAAGGACUGAGCUGAUAAAGUUGGUGCAGGAUGGAGAGGGUUGUCCCAUGUGCAAUACAGUCCUGGAAGUCAGUAAGCUCACACCUGUAGCAAACUGGAAGACCAUUAUCCUUAAUGUAGAAACUUAGGAUUAAUAUUAAAGUUCAACACAUUACAAAGAAUUCAAGCAUAAGACACUGCACAUUAACUCAUUAGAUAAACCAAUCUAGUCACUUGAAAGUCAUAGAUUAUAACAAUGUUGGUUGUUAAUUUGUUUUCUGUCUUCAUUUUGUAUUAACAUUUUAGGAUAAAUUACUAUAUCAUUACUGUAUAUGGAACAGUAAUAUGGAGCAUUUAAGUGUGGUUCACUUUGGAAUUUGGCUUUUCUUGGCCCUACCUGAUUUAUCUUCACUGCACCUAAGAUGAUCUGAAAAUAAACUCAACUGCAGUCAAA